This is a messenger RNA of Caenorhabditis briggsae, 9426 nucleotides long. RefSeq names its product Protein CBR-LAM-3 (gene Cbr-lam-3). The coding region runs from base 1 to 9426 and encodes 3141 amino acids. NCBI's taxonomy places the organism in Eukaryota, Metazoa, Nematoda, Chromadorea, Rhabditida, Rhabditidae. The record is from RefSeq and is a predicted model, not a curated record. The transcript is spliced from 11 exons.
AUGAGACUCUUGCUGGGUCUUCUAGCUGUGAGCAGCGCAGUGCUCGCAGCUUGGAAUACUUCAGACGACGCGUCAAUAUGGGAGAAUUAUGUUGAAGACUCCAACUAUCACGAAUUUAUCAGCACUGAAAGUGAGCGAGGACUGUUCCCAAAUAUUUUCAAUCUCGCGACGAAUUCAUUGAUUAUGUCAACAUCUACAUGUGGUCAAUACUCAACAGAAGAAUACUGUAAGCUGGUAGAACAUGUCCUACUACGAAAAACGACCAAUACUCAAUCUCCUCAAUGUGAUAUUUGUGAUGCAAAUAACGUUCAUAAAAGGCAUCCGAUUGAGUAUGCAAUUGAUGGAACAAGACGGUGGUGGCAAUCUCCUUCGCUUGCAAAUGGAUUAGAUUUUGAGAAAGUGAACAUCACUAUUGAUUUGAGACAAGAAUAUCAGGUUGCCUAUGUUAUCAUCAAAAUGGGAAAUGCUCCGAGACCUGGUACAUGGGUUCUCGAAAAGUCGUUAGAUGGAGAAAAUUACGAACCAUGGCAAUAUUUUGCCAUGCAAGAUGCUGAAUGUAUGAGACAGUUCGGAAUCCCAGCCACCACUGGAGUUCCACGAUUCCAGCGAGAUGACGAAGUGCACUGUACGUCUGAAUACUCGAAGAUCACACCAUUGGAGAAUGGAGAGAUUCACACUUCAUUGGUGAAUGGAAGACCUGGAGCCGAGAAGCCGAGUCUUGAGCUACAAAAAUUCACAAGAGCAAGAUUCGUGAGAUUAAGACUUGUUUCUCCAAGAACACUCAAUGCAGAUUUGAUGAUUAUUAACAAGAAGUCACAUUCUCUUGAUAAAUCAGUUACUAUGAGAUAUUUCUAUUCAAUUUCCGAUAUUUCAAUUGGAGGUCAAUGUAUUUGCUACGGGCAUGCUGAAAGCUGUCCCAGUGAUCCUGUGACAGGACAAUUCAAAUGUGAAUGUCGUCACAACACAUGUGGUGAAUCCUGCAACCGUUGUUGUCCUCUUUUCAAUCAACUUCCAUGGAAACCUGGAACGAACUCUCAUCCAAAUGUCUGUCAACAGUGUCAAUGUUUCAACCAUGCGCAUACUUGUGUCUAUGAUGAGGAAUUGGACAGAAAUAAAUGGUCGAUUACUCCAGAAGGUGUUUACGAAGGUGGUGGUAGAUGUUUGGAUUGUACUCACAACACAGAAGGAUUCAAUUGUGAACGGUGCAAAGAUGGGUACUACAGACCUUCUGGAAUGUCCCAUUAUAGAGAAGACGCAUGCCGAACUUGCGAAUGUGAUCCUGUUGGAAGUGUUUCCGAUGCUUGCGUUCGAGAUGAUCAAAGCGCAGAAAACGGACAAAAACCAGGAGAUUGCAUCUGUAAACCUGGAUUCGGAGGAAGAAGAUGUGAAAGAUGCGCUCCAGGAUACCGUAACCAUCCCACCUGUGAACCUUGCCCGUGUAAUCGUGCUGGAAGUGUUAACUUUGAUACUUGUGAUGGAGCAAGCUGUCAAUGUAAAGCCAACGUUGAGGGAAUCUACUGUGAUAGAUGUAAACCUGGAACAAUUCAUCUCUCUGCUUCAAAUCAAUUUGGUUGCCAAUCAUGUUUCUGUUUCGGAUUGACAAGUACUUGUACUCAAACCGAGUGGAAUACAGCUCAAAUUACCAAUAAUGUUGGAUGGAAUUUGACGGAUUUGACCGGAGGGAAAGAUGUGAAACCAGAAGUGGAGAAUGGAGAAGUGUUGAUGUUCAAUGCAAAUCAAAAUCAAGAUCGUAGUUUGUAUUAUUGGAAGGCUCCGGAAAGUUUCAAGGGGAAUAUGUUGAACAGCUAUGGAGGAUUCCUUCACUACUAUGUCUAUUACGUUCCGACCGAACAAGGUGCUUCAGUACCGGUUCCAGAUGUUUCUAUUGAAGGAAACGGAAUUAAGGUUGAGUAUUACUCAAGAAUCGAAUUCCUUCCAAGAGAGAAUAUGACAGUUACAAUUCCAAUUCGAGAAGGUAAUGGAUGGUAUAAUACUGCAACUAGGAACACAGUUGAUAAAGCGGAUCUGAUGCGAGCACUGGCUCAUGUUGAUAAAUUUAUGGUUCGAGCAAUGUAUCAGCAGUUACAAUUACAAUCAAGCAUCUUUGGACUAUCAUUGGAUACUGCUGUCCCAGCUCCAGACGAGAUUGUUGAAGAGGAUAACUCUCUUAGUGGACUCAGUUAUCACAGUCAAGAUACUCUGAUGAGAGGAGUCGAAGUAUGUGAGUGUCCAGAUAAUUUUGCUGGAAACAGUUGUGAAUCAUGCAAAAAAGGAUACAGAAGAGUGAAUAAUCAAUUGUACGGUGGACGAUGUGAGAAGUGUAACUGUGAAGGACAUUCAGAUGAUUGUGAUCCAUUUACUGGAGAAUGUUUCAACUGCCAACACAACACCACUGGAAGCAGAUGCGAGCUUUGUAAGCCUGGAUAUUAUGGAAACCCAUCGGACGGAGGAGAGCUGGGAUCUUGUAUGCCGUGUGAGUGCAACAAUCAUUCUGACGUAUGCAUGCUCACUGAACUGAUCGUGGCUGGAGUUGCCGCUGCUAACCAAGAUGAUUUCGUCUGCACAAACUGUUCAUUGGGACACGAAGGAAACAAAUGUGAGCAGUGUUCAGAUGGAUACUUUGGAGAUGCAAUUAAUGGGGAGUGUGAGGAAUGUAUUUGCAAUGGGAACAUUGAUAAAAUGGCUAUUGGAAAUUGUGAUCCCAAAAGUGGAAAAUGUCUCAAAUGCAUCCAUCAUACGACUGGAGAUUCCUGUGAAGUGUGCAAAGAAAACCACUGGGGAAAUGCUCAACAACACACUUGCAAACCAUGUGGAUGUCAUACUCAAGGAUCAGUGAACUCCCAAUGUAAUGAAGAGAAUGGAGAAUGUGAAUGCAAGGAAAACUAUAUUGGAAGCCAGUGUGAUAGAUGUAAGGAGAAUCAUGGAGACGUGGAUAAUGGAUGUCCAGCGUGUGAUUGCAACGAGACCGGAAGCAUAGGAACGGAUUGUGACCAAGUCAGCGGACAGUGUAAUUGCAAGCAAGGUGUAUUCGGAAAACAAUGUGAUCAAUGUAGACCUUCCUAUUUCAACUUCACCGAUGCUGGAUGUCAAUUCUGUCACUGUAACAUUUAUGGAUCAAUUGAAGAUGGAAAAUGUGAUCAAGCUAGUGGAAAGUGUGAAUGUCGAGAAAACGUCGAAGGAACAAUGUGUGAAAAGUGUGCCGAUGGAUAUUUCAACAUCACCAGUGGAGAUGGAUGCGAGAAUUGUGGUUGUGAUCCAACAGGAUCUGAAGAUGUUUCCUGCAAUCUGGUAACUGGCCAAUGUGUCUGCAAACCAGGUGUCACUGGUCUCAAAUGCGAUAAAUGCCUUCCCAACUUCUACGGUCUUACCAAGGAAGGAUGUACCGAGUGUGAGCCAUGUCCUGCUCCAGGUCAAGUCUGUGAUCCUGUGGAUGGAAGCUGUGUUUGUCCACCGAAUACAGUCGGAGAAAUGUGUGAGAACUGUACAACAAACGCAUGGGAUUAUCAUCCACUGAAAGGAUGUAAACUCUGCGAUUGUUCUGAUAUUGGAAGUGAUGGAGGACAAUGUAACACGCUCACUGGGCAAUGCAAAUGUAAGGAAGCAUAUGUUGGUUUGAAAUGCGAUCUUUGCACCCAUGGAUUCUUCAAUUUCCCGACUUGCGAGCCAUGUGGAUGUAAUGCAGCUGGAACUGAUUCAUUGCAAUGUAAGGAUGGACAGUGCCUUUGCAAUGAAAUGGGAGAAUGUCCUUGCAAGGAAAACGUACGUGGUCAAAAGUGUGAUCAAUGUGCUAAAGGUACAAUCAGUUUGGAUGGAUCCAAUCAAAAAGGAUGUACUGAAUGUUUCUGUUUCAAUCGAACAUCAACAUGUGAACAAUCAAAUCUUGUUUGGCAACAAAUGUAUUCUGAAGACCGACGAGCACUAUUCCAAGAGCCAUCCGAAGUUUUCUCAAGGAAGCACAACAUUAAAAUUUUGAAAGUGAGAUUUAUCCACUCUAACCUAGUUAUUUUUUUCCCUUUUCAGCAAAGUCCAUCCCAUUUCAACAGCUGGCGAACUGACGAAACUCCUCUCUAUUGGCCGCUCCCAACUACUAUGCUUGGUGAUAGAACCACGAGUUACAAUGGAUUUUUGAGAUUCAAAAUUUGGAAUGAAGACAACAGAAGAGGACUUCAUGGAGUCCGACCUGAUCAACGAUAUUUCCGAUACUUCCCACAAGUCAUCAUUGUUGGAAAUAAUAGAAUUGAAUUGGAACAUAUUCCAAACGAAAUCAAUGACGAUGGAAUUUAUAAGAUCAGAAUUCAUGAAUCAGAAUGGCGUGCCCGGCAUUCACCUGAAUUGUCUCUAACCCGAAAACAGUUGAUGAUUGCUCUUCAAAAUGUUCAAGGGAUUUAUGUUCGAGGAAGUUACAACUAUCCAGCUGAAGGCGAUGCCAUCAAUAUCCAAGAAAUUUCCCUAGAUGUUGCUGUUUCUGAAUCAAAAAUUGUUGCUGGUCUAUCUGCAUCCAAAGCGAUCGGAGUGGAAACUUGUUCCGGAUGUCCGCAGGGAUAUUCUGGAUUGUCUUGCCAGAAUCCAGAUGAAGGAUAUUGCAGAAAGAAGCAUCGGGAUUAUUUGAACCAAGCCGACGAUCUUGCAUUGAUUGGAUGGAGUGAACCAUGUUCUUGUCAUGGACACUCCCAAACAUGUAAUCCGGAUACUUGUGUAUGCACUGAUUGUGAGAACAACACCUUCGGAGAUUUCUGUGAGCAUUGUCUUGCUGGUUACAUCGGAGAUGCUCGAGAAGGCGGAGCCAACGCUUGUACAAAGUGUGCUUGUCCUCUCGUCGAGAACUCAUUCAGCGAUUCCUGCGUCCCAGUUUCUCAUGGAAGAGGAUACAUUUGUGAUGCCUGCAAACCCGGUUACACUGGACAAUACUGUGAAACUUGUGUGGCUGGAUAUUACGGAGAUCCACAACAUAUUGGUGGCACAUGCACACUUUGUGAUUGUCAUCCAGAUGGUUCACUUCAUGGAGCAUGCAAUCCGCUGACAGGACAAUGUGAAUGUAAACCAGGAGUCACUGGAAGAACUUGUUCAAUGUGUCAAGAGAGACAUGCUUUCAUCAAUAGAGUAUGUACUUCUUGUGAUCAAGGAUGUUAUCUUCCAUUGAUGAUUACAAUGGAUGAUAUGGAAGAACAUCUGGGACGUCAGAACUUCUCGGGAUUGAAGCCAAUACCAUGGAAAAGAGUAUGGAGAAUUGGAAACGAAUCUCAAGAUUUAGCAGCAUUUGUUGGAGGAAUCGACAAAGACGGAGAGAUUGUUAAAGAUAGUAAAUGGGCAAAAGAUGCAUUUGGACUACUGGAUGAGGUCAAUUUCCAAAUGGGAAGAUCCGAUAAAUCUGCAAUUUCCAUCAAACAAUUCACCGAACUUGCUGAGAAACUAAUCCUUGAUUCUCAAAUUUAUUACGCUAACGCAUUCAAUACCACCAACUUCCUGAAAAUGUUUGCGGAAAAUGGAGCCACAACUGUAGGAGGAGCAGCCUUGGAUGGAAUGUUGAUGGAAGCAGAAGCUCAUUUAAAUGCGACUGUUGAGAGAGGAGAAUACAUUGAGAAGAGACAUAAUAGAGCUCAACAAGAACAUCAGAAAGCGGAAGAAUUGUUGAAAUUGGUAACUGCUCAGAAGUUGAACGAGACGAUUUUCGAGGAUCUCAAGAAUCGGAUUGACGUUUUGGAACAGUGGAUGAACGAUUAUAGAGAGUCCAUAUACGAUGUGGCGAAGAAAGAUACGGCUGAUGCCGAAAGAAUGAGUUCUGUGGUUGGAAAGAGAAUUGAUCGAUAUAAAGAAGUGUCGGAUGAGAUUGAAAAGUUGAGAGUGGAAGCUGAGGAUCAGAUCGCCUUCUCGAGAAAUUCCAUCGAAAAAGCAAGAUCCGAAGAAUUGAUGAAUAUGGUCGAGGAUAAGGAAAAGAUCAAUAUGACUUUGGCGGAACUUCCGGAAAUGGNUGAGAAGUGUCAGAACAUUACUUUACUUUAUUCGCAACUGAUCGAUGAAUACGACGAAGAAUAUGUGCAAGCAUCCAACCGACAUGCUGCUGAACUGGAAAUCCAAGCCCAAAAGAUUAUGGACCGUUUCGUGGAUACAAGAACAGAAACUGAAAAUCCAUUGAAGGCAUCUCAUGCUUAUGAGAAUAUCCUUGAAGCUCUUAAGAAUGCAACAGAAGCUGUUGAUUCUGCUGCUGAAGCUUCUGAAGCUGUAUCAAAGAUCCUGGGAUCAGAAUCUGGAGAAUCUAACGAAGAAAGCCUUACCAGUCAGUUGGCAAGGCUCAGAAACGAAAGUUCAGUUGAUGGCGUGGACACGAAGAGUGUAACUGAAAGUGAGGAAGAAUUGAAGAAGGAAAUCAACGAAUUGAAGAAUCGAUUGGGAUAUUUGAACGAAUUGAAAAUUGAUAUCAUCAAGAGGCUUGGAGUGAUUAAAAAUGAAGCGUCGUCCUGGGAUGAUAAACACGAUCGUAUGCAUUCUGUUCUGAAGAACGGAGCGAAAACAGCCCAUGAACGAUCUGCGAAUGUGAAAAAGGAAUCUGAAGCAAUCAAGACCGAAAUCACCGCCGUGAAAGCUGAAGUGGAGAAGUUGAUGAACAGUACUUCAAGUGGUGUUCAGGAAGAUAAGGAGAAGAUCAGAGCAUCUAGAACUGGAGUGGAGUACAAUGCACAACAACUCAACAAAGUUGGAAAAUUGAGUGCUGCGAAUCAAGGAAGAGCUGAUAAGAUGGCCAGAAACAUUGCUUUACUCAAAGACAAAAUCGAGCAGACAAGAGAAAGAGCAUACCAAAUCCGUCUGUCUCUGAACUCCGGAGAACGAGGACUCUGCAAAAGAUCGUACAUCUCGCCAGUAACUCCAUCUCCAGUCAAUACUUUCCAUAUAACAUACCGUCCUUUGCAACGUGUUUCUGAUGCAGUUGUGCUUGUGAGCAAAACCAAAGGAAGGAGAACUCAAGCAUCUGAGUAUGUUGCUGUUGAGAUUCGUGACCAGAGAGUUGUUGUUCAUUGGGAUAUUGGAGCUGACAAGAAAAUGAUCACUAACAGUCAUCCGAUGAAUUAUAUCCCAUCUAAUGACAGAGUCACUUGGUAUCACAUCGAUAUUCUGAGAAUUGGAAAUGCAGUAAAUCUUACUGUAGCUCUCAAGGAAAGCUAUGAUGGAGGUUUCAAGCCACGCGGAGCUCCUGUAUCGGUGUUUGUUGGCAACUCGAAGGAUAGCAGCUCUAUCUUCAACACUAUUCCUGGAGAAACUACAAUUGAUGUUGGAACGGAUGAGGCAACGUCUUCUGAAAUCGGAUUGAUCACUCAUAAAUUCAAUGGAAUCGUUGGUGGAUUACGUAUCGAUGGAACUCCAUUGCCUCUCUGGUCGUUUGAAUCAACGACUGGAGAAUGCGAAGGAGCCACUGCCCCACCGAAAACUUCUCAACGAGGGUACUUGUUCAGAGAUGGAUUCGCUGAAGUAUCGAUGUCAGUUUCUGAGAGAACCAUGUCCGCAAUCACAGUCGUCUUUAAUGCAUUCUCUCCAAACGGAUUAUUGUAUUUCCGUGGAAGUGAGAAGAGUUCAGACUUUGUUGCAAUUUAUUUGAAUGAUGGAAGAGUCGUAUUCAAGAUCAAUUUGGGAGGAGGAUCUAGUGCAGAACUGGCGUCCCAAAAUAUCUAUAAUGAUGGAAAGGAACACACAGUGAAGGCAAUUAGAACUGGAAGUGAAAUGUAUCUUCAAGUGGAUUCAGAUGCCGAUAGAUUCAAUACAGUGAUAACUGGAGAGAACACUGCAUUGAACAUUGACAAUGAGCAGCAUUACGUGGCUGGCGUUCCAAUGACUCUGAACAAAGAAGUAUUUUCUGACUACUCCAUCAAUUGGAAUGGAUUCAUUGGAUGUAUUCUAACUGUGAAGCCUUCUCAAGUUGGAGAACUCGACUUGGAUCAUCCUGAGCAAUCACAAGGAAAAUCUGAAGGAUGUUCGUUCAGUAAUAGAUCUACUGAUAAAAUCAUUGGAUUCCCGAAACCAGGAUAUCUCAUUGCAAAGGGAAUUUCGAUUGAUAAUAGCUCAACAUUCUCAUUCUCCUUCCGAACUCGAGAAGAAAAUGGAACACUCAUUUAUCAGUCAUCAAAACUUCAAAAAGUAUCAAAGAGGGAUGUCGAAUCAGAUGGAAAAGGAUACAUGGCAUUCUAUUUAUUCCGUGGAUACCUAGUUCUUCAUUUCGGAAAAGAUGCUUCAUCGAGAAAAGAAGUCGUCACUUUCCGAUCAACUCAUCCAUACAAUGAUGGACAAGUCCACGCUGUUUUCAUGUCAAGAAACGGAAAAACAAUUUCGGUAUAUGUAGACGACAAAGAAAUCGGAGAGAGUCAAACACUUUCCGACGAAUCUUCAGUUGGCACUUCUUCAGGACUUUUGGUUCUUGGUGGAUUCAGUGAUGAUCUUAAACCACCAAAUGACGAAAUUCCAAUUUCGUCAUUCUUCAUUGGAUGCAUUUCUGAUGUUCUCUUGAAUCUUCAACCGGUUUCAUUAACUCCGGAGAAACAUAAUGCUCAAGUUGGAAUGUGUUCAAAGGAUGAGAAUCAUAAAAUGUCCCCGAUGGAUGAUCCAAUAGAUGGAGAUGGACACAAUGGUCACAGGAAGUCUUCAAAACUUAGCUUCGAAGCAAUGAAUCGGAACUAUUAUGGUGAGAAAAUUUAUGGGUCCCAUUUCAACGUCAUAUUUUCAGAAGUAUCAACACAAUCCUCUCACUUAGUUAUGAAUCGCGAUGGGGAAGAAGAACAAAACCAGGGAGAGAAAACUUGUGAAACUUCGAUUGGAUCACUUCGAGGAGCCGUCAGAUAUGGGCUUUCGAAAUCUUCUCACAGUCGAAUUAAUUUCGAAGCUCCAUAUCCGAACAUCACAGACUUCACUAUAAAACUGUCUCUGCAAACUGAAUCUUCAAAUGGAAUGAUUUGGGUCUGGGCAAACUACAAAAACUACACUCGUUACAUCUUCUUGGAUUUGAUUGAUGGAUUCGCGACUCUCGAGAUCAAGGGACACAAACAGCCGAAAAUUCUGAAACAUUUGGGACGUCGUCUAAAUGAUGGACAAUGGCACGAUGUGAUGAUUGAGAAGAAGAAUAGGUCGUUGAAGCUUCGAAUUGAUUCAUUAGAAGCAGUUGAGAUGAAUGACUGUCCUACUCCGAAAGUGAUGAAGAAACGAGUUUAUGUGGGUGGUGUCAUUUCAAGACACAGAAGGCAGUUCGGACUGACAACUCCAGGAUUCGAUGGAUGUAUUCGAGAUUUUGAGGUAUCUAGAUUCAUGAAUAAUAAAAUUUACGAACACUUGGAUGAUCCAUCAACUUCGAAAAAUGUGAUGCCUUGCGCCAAAGCAUGCAAACUGAAAAGAUCGUCAAUUUUGAAGAAAAAGCGGGGAGCUCCAAACAGAAAAUCUAACCAGAACUGA